CGGGGCUGGAAUAGGGCUGAUUCUUCCGUGUUCCUGCCCCCUCUCCGCUGCCGGAUGUGUGAUGUGGCUCGAGACAUCCCGUAACUAUGUCUGCAAUCUUCAAUUUUCAGAGUCUACUGACGGUAAUCCUACUCCUUAUUUGUACCUGUGCCUACAUAAGAUCCUUGGCUCCCAAAUUACUGGAUACCAAUCAAACUGGAUUACUGGGCAUAUUCUGGAAGUGUGCCAGGAUUGGUGAACGGAAGAGCCCUUACGUAGCCGUGUGUUGUAUAGCAAUGGCCUUCAGUAUUCUGUUUGUACAGUAACAGUUGGAAAAAUGUCAGGAAUAUGUUGCUGUCAUACUACAAUGGAAUAAAGACUCUGGGAAGCAGAAAAGAUGGAAAAUAUAUUCUACACCUUUAUUACUUUGUACAACAAAUUUGUGACAAGUUCCAUAUUUUCCAUAGUAGAACAGAAAUGCAUUAAUUUGUAAGAAUCCUGUUAUUAACAGUCAUAUUUGUAGAUUUUCCAUAUUCAUUCAUGUAAACUGUAUUCUGAAGUUCAAUUGAGAUUUUAAGACAGACAGCUAAACAAUAUUUGUUUGAGACAUGAUUUGAUGUUAGAAUCCCAAGUCCUUUUAAACUUCUGUAGUUACAAAAUGUUUACAAAAUCUACAUUUUUAAAUACAAAUCGGAAAACUGAAGAAAGCAAAAUCUAGACAUAGACAAAGAAAGGCAAAAUAAAACAAGGUCAAUAUCAGUGAACAAUUACAGCUAAAAUUAUGUAAGCAUUAUUCUAACUAUGAACAAGACCGAGUUAAAGGCAGAGAGAUAUAAACAAAAGCUUUAAAAUGAAGAAUUUCAAAUUAGAUUGACUAAUGACAUUAAUAAUAAGUCUUUGAUAUAAAGAAACCUGUACCAUAGUAGAAAACAACUGCACACAAACUAGAUCCUUGUUCACUGUGAAUUCAACAAGCAGAUGUUUUCUGUUUUAGUCAGCACUUAUCAAAUAUUUUUUGAUUAAGUUGCACUUCAUGUUUAAUAAACAGCUUGCACAAUU
Messenger RNA from Eublepharis macularius, 1038 nucleotides. RefSeq names its product transmembrane protein 167A (gene TMEM167A). The coding region runs from base 87 to 305 and encodes 72 amino acids. The transcript has 4 exons. Gene Ontology annotation, biological process: protein secretion; intracellular transport. NCBI's taxonomy places the organism in Eukaryota, Metazoa, Chordata, Lepidosauria, Squamata, Eublepharidae. The record is from RefSeq and is a predicted model, not a curated record.